GCCGUUAUGGCCAUACGGAUUUUCUAUUUUGGGAAAUGCUGUCUUGAUUCGCAUUCGAGUUGAAACGCGUGACAAAUUAUGUGAAAAGUGUUUACUGGAGCGGCGCUUAAGAUGGGCAGAAUGUUCCUCAAAAAUUUACGAAAUGGAUUUUAAAAAGAAAGUGAAGAAAUGUGGAAAAUGUAUUUCAAGUCUUUUGGGAGUGCAUAUUAAAGCUGUGUUUCCUGAAAAAUUCCCAUUCAUUGAUGCAGGCAGAUAUAUAAAUAAAAUUGCUGGCAACCGAGCACCUUCGAGUGAAAUAAGGGAAAUAUAAAUGCAAAUUCCCACCCACGGUGCACAUUUUGGAUAAAAGGAAUACCAGAAAUAAAGUUUCGACCACACAAGUUGGAAUGCACAGAUAUCUAAAAAAAAGUGUUAAAGAAGUGAAUAAACAACCGAAUAAAAUUCCAAACAAAACCGAAAUUAUUUCAAGAUCUGGAAAAUGUGCUUCGAAUAUGCAACCAUAUAAGUGUGUUUGCUCUAACGCGUCAACAUUAAAAGCAAAAGCUAAAAGUAUUAGCAGAACAAAUAAAAGUUAAUGCACAUACUUACUCAUAAUUGUUAAUCCAACACAAAGAGCAAACUUUUUUGCAACUACAACUUCUGUGUCAAUAUUGUCGCUCACAUUUCAAUAUUGGUCGAGGGCUAUGACCAAACCGCAGAGUCGACAUCUGUAAAUAGUUCAAUGCAAACAAACCCAGGCUGCGGACAUGAGCAGGCCUAAGAUAAAGAAUGCUACUGUCCAGUCUAAUAAACGCUCUUCUGAUAUGUGGCAUGUUCUCGUCGGCAAUGUCGAAGGACGAGAUGGCGGCGACUGGCGAGGCGGAAGUGAAAAUGUCCGAAUUCCCGACUACGGAAACAACAUUCAACGCAAACAACAUUAAAUCAAUUUCAACUUCAGGGCUGACAACAACGAAUCGCCAAUUCCACAACAAUCACAAUCUGAUGGGACAAAUAACAGAGUUGAGCACAAAUGUGACGUUGUAUAUGAAAAAAAUACCGCGCCUGCAAGUGCGCUGGCAGGACAAUCUGCCCAAAGGCACCACAUAUAAUGUGAUUGUGAAUGCGGUGAAUAGCACACGUUGUCCGGAGGCGCCGUGCAGCGAGUACGGAAAACCGAAGCCUUCGAGUUUCUUGUAUCUGCCGGUGAACGCAAUUUCGAAUGUGGAUGCUCUGGAGUGCAGCUACAUGUUCGGAUGCGAGUACAAGCUCACGGUGGAAACAUCGAAUGCGAAGGUGUCGCGUUCAACACUUGUCCUCAUACCUCCCUGUGUGUCGGGGGAGUGCAGCUGCCAAUUGGCCCCCGCACCGCCCAAGGUUCUAACUCUGGCCAAGAUGGUGGGGAAUGAUACCCUAAGCAUAACCUUUGCUGUGCACACGAACGAGCAAUGGCGCAGCGAGCAGGAAAAUCGAACAGGUGGACAGAUCGAGGCGCUCCGGACGCACAAAAUGCAAAUAAGAGUUAGCGAGGAAACUAAUCCUUCGCUGCCCUGGGGCGGCAAACUCAAGCAGCUGCUGAGUCGGUUUUACAACUUGAACGAGUUGGGUUUAAGGGCGACGGCCAAGGGCUAUGAGGGCAGCAUAAAACUACCUUUGGGAAAGCAGCUGAAGGAGAAGGCUUCGCUCAAUCUACAGGCCCUCAUCAUUGACGCUUCCGGCUGCGAGGGGCUGCGCAGUGUGACCAGAGUAGCGGUACCCGCCAAUCCAGUUUUACUAACCAACGAUACCAAUUUGUCAAAUGGGCUCAUCAUUGCGGCCAUUCUGCUCAUGAUCUUCAUAUUCUCCGGCCUAUUGAUUCUGUGCGUGCAACGCCGCCGACGCGUUAAAAACAAAGCCCAGCUACAAAAGGAGGAAAUACAUUUGCAGUCCUUUGCCGCAUCGACCAUAGAAAUGGAGGACAACAUCAAUUAUGUCGACAAAUAUGUGGAGCAAUCGCAAGCAUUGGGUCUGGCAGACAUAUUCGAGGUGCCGCACUCAUCCAUUCACAUUGGACGCGUGCUCGGCGAAGGAGCCUUUGGACGCGUCCACGAGGCCACCGCAAUUAACAUGCGACGCAUGCGAGGCACCAUGAUUGUGGCUGUAAAGCAGCUGAAAAAUAAUCCCACAGCCGACGAGGUGGCGGAGUUUCUAUCCGAAAUCGAUAUGCUCAAAGGUGUCGGCACACACCACAAUGUGGUGUGCUUCCUGGGCUGUUGCACCAUCCGUGCGCCCUAUCUGAUGGUUAUGGAGUAUGUGGGUCGUGGAAAUUUGUUGAACUAUUUGCGUACGGUGCGCCAGGAGGCGGUGAAGUUUAAAACACACAAUGCAAACGAUAGCACGGGCAAGCCAAUCAAUGUGCUGGGCCAAAGCGUAAAUUAUAUCGAAUUAAAGGUCUCCGGACAAACCACAGACAGCGAGCAAUCGCACUCCAUUCCAAAUGGUACGCAGCAGCCGAAGCCGCCACUGUCCCCCUUCGCUGAAACUACCUACGCUGUAAUGGAGGACGAGGAACCUUUCGAGUACAUAUUGGAUAAUCGAGAGCUGCACAAUUUUGCAUUGCAAAUUGCGAAUGGCAUGCGAUUUUUGGAGGAGCAGGAGAUUACGCAUCGCGACUUGGCAGCACGCAAUGUUUUGAUUGAUAACAACAAGACGUUGAAGAUAUCAGAUUUUGGGCUCUCGCGACACGGCAUCUAUACGAACACAAGAACGCGCAAGCUUCCACUGCGCUGGCUUUCCAUCGAGGCUAUAUGCGACAACAUUUACUCCAGCAAGAGCGAUGUUUGGGCCUAUGGUGUGGUGCUCUGGGAAAUAGGCACAUUGGGUGCCUCACCGUAUCCCACGGUGGGCAAUAAUGAGCUAAUACCCUAUCUCUUGGCUGGUAAUCGACUGGAGCGGCCAGAAAUCUGUACGCCUCAAGUCUAUACCAUAAUGCUGCAGUGUUGGCUGGAGGACCCAGAGGAGAGGCCCACAUUCGAUGCCCUCUAUAAGGUUUUAAGUCCGAAGACAACGUAUGUGGACAUCAACAGUCUGAGUGAUGAUUACGUCUUUCCGCCAAUUAGGGAAUAAUUGAGAUUUUAAUGUUGUUAACUUUUAACUUCUAUCUAAUAAGUGCAUUAUAUCUAAAUAAGUUAUGUUGUAUGUUUGUGCAUAUAGGUAUGUGCAUAUGUAUAUGUAUUAUAUUUUCCAUAGGAAAGUUCUCUUUGUAUAUUAUCAACUACUCUUUAUAUAAUUUUGCCCUAUGUUAUGCUUUUAUAAAGUAUGCAUUUGGCAGCUUGGAAGUGCUAGAACAAAUAUGCAAGUCAUACAAGCGUUGAACUAAAUAAAUUGUUGAUUAAGUAGGAUAUUGGCUGCCAAACAGUUGCUUAAAUAAUUUCUAAAUUAACAAUUACAAAUCAUAGCAAUAAAAAACAAAGAACAACAA
Molecule: messenger RNA, 3436 nt
Organism: Scaptodrosophila lebanonensis
Lineage: Eukaryota; Metazoa; Arthropoda; Insecta; Diptera; Drosophilidae
Product: mast/stem cell growth factor receptor Kit
Exons: 15
Coding region: 769-3081 (770 amino acids)
Biological process (GO): multicellular organism development; cell surface receptor protein tyrosine kinase signaling pathway; protein phosphorylation
Cellular component (GO): signaling receptor complex
Molecular function (GO): transmembrane receptor protein tyrosine kinase activity; ATP binding
Source: RefSeq, a predicted model, not a curated record